AUGGACGAGAAUGGAUCUCUCUAUGUCACUGACUGGGUAAAAGAUGAAGUGAGGCGAUAUCGAAGAGGAGAAUGUCAAGGAACAGUGGUUGCAGGUGGCAAUGGGCGUGGAAAUGGUCUCGAUCAACUCUUUUACCCACACUACGUAUUCGUCGAUCGAGAUCAUUCAGUGUACGUGUCUGAUUGGGGAAAUGAUCGUGUGAUGAAAUGGGUGAAAGGUGCAAAGCAAGGCAUUGUCGUGGCUGGUGGUCAAGGAGGAGGAAAUGGUCUUACACAAUUGUCAUAUCCUAAAGGAGUCGUUGUCGAUCAAUUGGGCACUGUCUAUGUGGCUGAUUGGGGAAAUGCUCGAAUCAUGCGUUGGCCCAAAGGAACCACACAGGGAAGUGUCAUUGUUGGUGGAAACGUGCGUGGUAAUUGUGAUGGUGAUAUGAGUAAUAAUCCUGCAUAUCGUCUUUGUUGGCAUACAGGUGGUACAGCAGGUGGAUAUCAAUGUGGAAGUAUGGGCAAUCUUGAUAAUUCAAAUAGUUGGGAAAAAUUAAUUUAUCAUGCAAUGUAA
This is a messenger RNA of Rotaria sp. Silwood1, 555 nucleotides long. The record is from the annotation of a GenBank genome assembly. Lineage: Eukaryota; Metazoa; Rotifera; Eurotatoria; Philodinida; Philodinidae.